This is a messenger RNA of Penaeus monodon (black tiger shrimp), 248 nucleotides long. RefSeq names its product ankyrin repeat and sterile alpha motif domain-containing protein 1B-like. Gene Ontology annotation, cellular component: cytosol. Gene Ontology annotation, molecular function: protein binding. Lineage: Eukaryota; Metazoa; Arthropoda; Malacostraca; Decapoda; Penaeidae. The record is from RefSeq and is a predicted model, not a curated record.
GCAGCACGAGCAGUUGUCAUCCAAGGCUGCUGUUGAUCAAUGCUUUUCGCGAAUUACCCCGCUCUAUGGCCCUAAUGACCGCGGAAAAUGGGGCGUAGAUAAUAGCGCACGAUGGGGAAGGACGCCGAGUUACUGGAGGCUGCCCGGAAUGGCAACUUCCAAGUGGUGGAGAAGAUCCUGAGCUCGAAAGCGAAGAGAUCAGGCCCGCUUGCAAGAAAGAGUCUAAAUUCAACUUUCUACGACAAAUA